UUUACAAGCCCAGUCCUGCGGAGUGGAACAUCCUGCAAACACAUCUCUCCCACUCACAACUCAACACAAACCCGCGUUCCCACGCAGCCGCCUCCAAUGCGUCCACUCGGACGAUGAUGAAAAGUUGUGUGAAAGUCCAACCGUCCCUGGAUCGAACCUGCAAGUUGCCGUCGUCUGCGCGACUGGACUUAUGUGUUUAUGUUUGAGCGCACGGCGGCGGGACAUCCGGAAUGGGGAACCCGUAGGCGGAUGAGACACAAGAUGGACUUGAAGGGGACUCCAUUGGGAAGGUUCAUGAACUGCAGGGUGCCGGCCAACAAGCGAUACCAGCCCACUGAAUAUGAACAUGCUGCCAACUGUGCCACACACGGGUUCUGGAUCCUACCAAGCCUUGUGGGCGGAUCUGUGCUCUACUUCCUGUCUGUGGACCAAUGGCAUUGUGUCGCCGCCUGGCUCUACGGGAGCGGACUCACGGGCCUGUUUGUCACCUCGACGCUCUUCCAUGCUGUUGCCUGGAAAAUCGGCCACCUCAGAAAGGUGGAGCAACGUUUCCACAUGUGCGACCGAAUGGCCAUCUACUUCUUCAUUGCGGCCUCUUACUCUCCCUGGUUGAUGCUGAGGGAUCUGGGUCCUUGGGCGUGUCACAUGCGAUGGCUGAUCUGGGUCAUGGCUGCUUUAGGGUCCCUGUAUGUCUUCUUCUUCCAUGAGAGGUACAAGCUGGUGGAGUUACUGGGAUAUGUCGCCAUGGGAGCCGUUCCUGCUCUGGUCAUCCUGUCCAUGGUGGACCACGCCGGUGUGUGUGAACUCGCCAUGGGAGGAGUCUUCUACGCGGUGGGCGUGGUCUUCUUCAAGAGCGACGGCCUGGUCCCGUUUGCCCACGCCAUUUGGCAUCUUUUCGUGGCAGCCGGAGCGGGCAUUCACUACUACGCCAUCUGGAGGUACUUGUACUUGCCCAGGCCUCUUCUGGAGACCUCCAGGUGAUGACGAGCGGCCUGAGAAGAUGCUGAGAAGAUUCCAUAGCAUCCUACAGUGACUCAUCACAGGGCGCUCCCUAUAGGCCUCAGGAUAAACCUCAAACCUAAAGUAGUCACAGUAAAAUGAAUCACUAAUUUGUAAUCAUUUCAGGAGGAUACUAUGAUUAUCAUACUACUUAAUUACCUCAACUGUCUCAUAUCACUGUACCUACCAACAGGUGGCGCCAAAUUACUUUUCCAAAGGUACAUUUCUGCUCUUUUUAGUUCAUUCAUUCAUUCAUUUUCUGCUGCUUAUCCUCACAAGGGUCAGGGGGAGGUGGUGCUGGAGCCUAUCCCGGCUGUCUUCAGGCAAGAGGCGGGGUACAUACUGGACUGGUGGCCAGCCAAUCACAGGGCACAUAUAGACAAACAACCAUUCACACUCACAUUCAUACCUAUGGACAAUUUGGAGUCGCUAAUUAACCUAGCAUGUUUUUGGAAUGUGGGAGGAAACCGGAGUACCCGGAAAAAAAAACCACACAUGCACAGGGAGAACAUGCAAACUCCACACAGAGAUGGCCGAGGGUGGAAUUGAACUCGGGUCUCCAGCAAAAGAGUUAUGUAAUGUCAUAAAUAAUGAAUUAUAGGAGUGUAUGUGACUAUAGGGGUGCUACUUUAUGUCUAGAGAGCUCUAAUAAUGUUAAAAAAACAAUUAGAAGGUUCAUUCAUUCAUUCAUUUUUUACCGCUUUUCCCCACGAGGGUCGCAGGGGGUGCUGGAGCCUAUCCCAGCUGUCUUCGGGCAAGAGGCGGGGUACACCCUGGACUGGUCGCCAGCCAAUCACAGAUCACAUAUAGACAAACAACCAUUCACACUCACAUUCAUACCUAUGGACAAUUUGGAGUCGCCAAUUAACCUAGCAUGCAUGUUGUUGGAAUAAUUUUACUUUAUUUUAGUUUUAUUGUGUGCGAGAUUCAUUCUUGUACGCCCCCCCCCCCAAAUUCACAUUCAUUCAUUUUGUACCACUUAUCCUCACGAGUGUCAUGGGUAUGCUGGAGCCUAUCCCAGCUGUCUUCGGGGCGAGAGGCAGGGUACACACUGGACUGGUGGCCAGCCAAUCACAGGGCACAUAUAGACAAACAACCAUUCACACUCACAUUCAUACCUAUGGACAAUUUGGAGUUGUUAAUUAACCUAGUUUUUGGAAUGUGGGAGGAAACCGGAGUACCUGGAGGGCAUGCAAACUCGGCGGAGGGUGGAAUUGAACUCGGGUUUCCAAGCUGCAAGGCCCGUGGGUUAACCACUCAACCACCGUGCAGCCUUUUUAGGAAUUAUGAUGCUAAUUUUAACAUAAUGCUCAUCAAUGAGACAUCAUAGCGGUGUCGAGUAGCAUAGAAAUACGAUAACAAAGAUCCUUAAACACAUUUAAUAUAUUUAGUCUACCUUCCAAUAACCACGUGCCAAAACGUAUAUAUAUAUAUUUUGAAGAUUUGUUCAAAUAUUAGAAAGACUGCAUUAAGUGUGGUGAUCAAGUGCAAUCCAAUCAAGAACAAGAUGGAGGAGUUCUUAAUGAUCAAUGGAUCAAGUGUCAAAUAGAUUCUCUCGAUGUUGUUAUAAAAACACGCCACUUAUUUUCUUACUGGCAAUAGACUGUAUUUUUUCCAGAUGAUCUAUUUUGUACAUUUUUAUUCCUGCUAAAUCACAUGAAUAAAGAAGAGAUAAUAUAUAUUAUACUGAAUUAUGAGUGUAUUUUGUGGUUCAUUUACAAAACACGUAAUUGAUGUUUCGUUGACGGAGAAGCAGGUGUGUGUUGCGUUUGAGACGUGUGUGCCUGAGUGAGUCUGGUGAGCGCUCGCAGUUGCAGCGGCAUGGCCACGUUGGUGUCUCGGUGCCACCGGGGCGAGGUGACGUGAGGGG
Messenger RNA from Doryrhamphus excisus (bluestripe pipefish), 2869 nucleotides. It is a transcript of the gene mmd2a, whose product is annotated as monocyte to macrophage differentiation-associated 2a. Gene Ontology annotation, molecular function: pore-forming activity. Lineage: Eukaryota; Metazoa; Chordata; Actinopteri; Syngnathiformes; Syngnathidae. The record is from RefSeq and is a predicted model, not a curated record. Gene Ontology annotation, cellular component: membrane.